Exophiala spinifera is the source of this 2478-nucleotide messenger RNA. RefSeq lists its product as uncharacterized. The transcript has 9 exons. Gene Ontology annotation, biological process: carbohydrate metabolic process. Lineage: Eukaryota; Fungi; Ascomycota; Eurotiomycetes; Chaetothyriales; Herpotrichiellaceae. Gene Ontology annotation, molecular function: hexosyltransferase activity; UDP-glycosyltransferase activity. The record is from RefSeq and is a predicted model, not a curated record. The coding region runs from base 1 to 2478 and encodes 825 amino acids.
AUGGAGGUCUCAGGCAGUGCAAGAUUAACCAGAGUGGCCUCAUAUGAAUCCCUACCGCCCUUUGACGAGACAGGAAGACUCGACCUCGAGGCAUACGCAUACGACGACAUCAAUAGGUUGUUCAGCAGAUUCCUUACCGGCCGUAACAAGGGUCCAAAGACUUCACAGUUUUUUGAUGAAGCCAAGGCUAGUAGCACUCUUUCUCGCCGGUCAGAGACUCCCCCACCGCCGUUGAAUGUGUUGGUACAGCUUAUUGGCUCUCGAGGUGAUAUCCAACCUUUCAUUGCCCUGGGAAUACAUCUGAAGCGCUACUACGGACAUCGAGUCCGCAUAGCGACCCAUGGCGUCUUUCAAAACCUUGUUGAACGAAACGGGCUCCUUUUCUUCGACAUCGGAGGCGACCCUGAGCAACUGAUGAGUUUCAUGGUCCGCAACCCCGGACUGCUGCCGAGUUACAAGGCCCUCCGUGCGGGAGAAAUCAAGCAACAUCGUCAGACAAUGUACAAAAUGUGGAAACUGAUUUGGAGAUCAUGCUUUGAGAACGGGCCUGAUGGCACCCCUUUUGUUGCUGACCUCAUAAUCGCAAACCCACCGAGUUUUGCUCACAUUCAUUGUGCCGAGAGACUUGGGAUCCCGCUUCACUUGAUGUUCACAAUGCCCUACAGCCCCAGCGGCGCUUUCCCUCACCCGCUCACUCGAGUCGGUAGCGACAGACUCAAUAACUCUGGCAUGAAUCGUCUAUCGUACUACAUUGUGGAAUGGUUGGUAUGGUUGGGACUAGGGGACGAUCUGAACCGCUUUCGACAGAAUGUGCUCCAUCUGCAAGCGAUUAAUCUCUCACGAGCUCCGAAUCAAGUGACAAAGUUAAAGAUACCUCACACUUAUUGCUGGUCUCCCUCCUUGUUACCGAAGCCGAGCGACUGGGGUGAACACAUAUCAGUGGCAGGAUAUUUCACCUUAGAUGAUCAAGACCCUUCCUUUGAUCCACCUCCAGGCCUCUGUAAAUUUCUCGAAAGUAGAGAACCUCCCAUUUACAUCGGCUUUGGCUCGAUUGUCGUCGACAACCCGGAAAGAUUGACCGAGCUUGUCCUCCACGCCGUGAAGCUUGCUGGUGUGAGAGCCUUGAUAUCCAAAGGAUGGCUGGGCCUGGGCGACGAUAUUCAGACCUCCAACGAAAAUGUCUACUCGAUAAGCGAUGUGCCACACAGUUGGCUCUUCGAGCAUGUUUCUGCUGUUGUACAUCAUGGAGGCGCCGGCACCACUGCGGCCAGCUUACGUGCUGGAAAGCCAAGUGUCGUAGUCCCUUUCUUCGGCGACCAACACUUUUGGGGUCAGGUGGUUUACACUGCCGGUUGCGGCCCGAAGCCAAUUCCGUUUCUUCAGCUCACCCCUGAGAAGCUUGCCAGUCAGAUCAGCGCAGCACUAGAGCCCGUCAUCAAAGCAAAAGCGGCAGAGGUCGGUGCCACCAUCAAAACCGAAAACGGAUGUGAAGCCGGGGCGAGAACGCUGCACAAUGCCCUCGACUUCGACGCAUCGAGAUGCCAAUUGACUCGAGAUCGCAUCGCCGUGUGGGAGACCAGAGGCUCGUAUCCAGUUCGCAUGAGCGCCCUCGCUGCCGCAGCCUUGGAGGAACGUGGCCACCUACGGUACAGUCAAUUGAGACUAUUGAGACACGGUGAGUACGAAAUGGAAGACAGGCCAACCGACCCUUUGUCAGGGGGAGCAUUUGCUGUCCUUGGAUCUUGUCAAGAAAUUGUCGAGGAGAGUUAUAAUUUGUCCAAGAAUAUUGCCAGAGCAGCUUCAUCUCGGAAUGCUCGGACGGAAAUCGAAAAUGUGAAAGAAGGCGUCGGGAGCAACCAGGACAGGGAUGACGCAAAAAAAUCUACCUCUGGACGACAGUCCUCUUCAGGACAUAACAACGACAUUGAUGGCAAUGCUAACGUCCCGGCCGGAUCUAAAGAUGUCGGCUCGUCUCAGAUCCUGAAAAGUGCAGGGCACUUGAGCAAGGCUAUCGCCUCGAUUCCCAUGGAUUUCUGUCUUGGAAUGGCAAGAGGUUUCCAAAACAUCCCAAUUGCAUACGGCGACAAAAGCCAACGAUCCCGGCCGAAGGUGUCCGGAGUUCUGACAGGGGUCACAGUCGGUGUCAAGGAACUCGUUUUUGGCCUUUACGACGGCGUAACAGGGGUCGCGACGCAGCCGAUUCAAGGAUACAAAGAGAACAACAUAGGUGGCCUGGUAGCUGGGGUCGGUAAGGGCUUGGGGGGUUUGAUCUUGAAGCCUGGAGCAGGAAUAUGUGGUCUUCCCGGGUACGCUCUGCAGGGCUUGUCUCAAGAAAUACACAAGGCUUUUGGUGAGAAUGUCGAAAGUCGCAUUGCGCUCGCUCGGGCGCUGCAAGGAAGAGAAGAGCUUCAAUCUUGCUCUGCAAUCGAAAGGGACAAUAUUGUCGGCGAAUGGAAAAGGACUCGUGGUCUCAGCUGA